AAGUAGAUGGCAUACACGGCAGUCAACGAACCCAAACAGCGACUUUUAAAUUGAGCAAUAUUCUACAUUUAAUUUUCAUGAUAUUAAAAUUGUUCUGAAUAUGGRUCUUAAAAAUAAAAAUGUGAUAUAUUCGGGUGGAUUUGGUGGCAUCGGCCUAGCAGGCGUCAGAGAGUUCCUAAAAAGUGGUGCAAAGUACGUAACAAUACUUGAUCUCAAUGAGAAUAAGGAAGCAAUGCUUGAGUUAAAAAAAUCUCACCCUGGUGCCAAAAUUGAUUAUAUACCUGUAGAUUUAACGAAAAAAGAGAGCAUCACAGCAGCCUUUAAAUCAGCUGUGGAGAAAAUGGRUYACUUUGACGUUCUGGUCAACGGUUGYGGUAUAUGUAUGGAUAGUGAAGUUGACCUAACAAUCCAAAUUAACUUGUUGGGGUUAAUCCAUAGCACCUUAAUUGCACUGCCUUACAUGGAUAAAUCCAGUGGUGGACGUGGUGGCACUAUAUUGAAUGUAUCAUCCAACAGUGGCUUGGAUGCAACUCCUUUAUUUGCAAUUUAUUCGGCAUCCAAACAUGGUGUUACAGCUUUUACGCGCUGCAUGGGGGAUCAAAUUUAUUUMGACCGCUUCGGAGUUAGGGUCCUAGCUAUAUGUCCUGGACUUACCAAAACUGACCUUAUAAAGGAUAUUCAUUCAAAUACUACCUUUAARUUUUGUCAAGAAAAAGCUAAACGAUAUCCCCAAGACCACAUUCAGUCAGCAGAGGAGUGUGGGAAGAAUAUGAUUAAAGUAAUUGAAACUGGUAAAAACGGUGGUGUCUAUUUGCUAGAUUUAGGCAAGGUUGAGGAAAUUCCAUAUAAAAGGCAGUGGGUAGUUACUUAUGAGACACACUAAGAGCUUGUAAACAAAAAAAUAAUAAAAAAAAUUAAAAUAAAAUAAUUUUAAAUGAUAUAA
Molecule: messenger RNA, 943 nt
Organism: Bactrocera latifrons
Lineage: Eukaryota; Metazoa; Arthropoda; Insecta; Diptera; Tephritidae
Product: alcohol dehydrogenase-like
Exons: 4
Coding region: 101-883 (260 amino acids)
Cellular component (GO): cytoplasm
Molecular function (GO): alcohol dehydrogenase (NAD+) activity
Source: RefSeq, a predicted model, not a curated record